CCAAACAGAACUCUUUUUUUCUUCUUCUCUAUGUUUUCAACCAAACACGCCCCUUCACAUAUUUUCCGGCAAUUUCAAGUCAAUGGAAAUUGAUUCUGCGGAGAAUUCUAACUGGCUUUUUGACUAUGGCUUGAUGGAAGACAUAGCCGCCGUCUCCGGCGGAGGCUUUCAGGAGCCGCCACCGCCUCUCACCGGUUUCGGCUGGCCCUCUCAAUCUCUCGACGCUUCCUCCAACGUAAGUUCUGUUUUCAGUGCUGAAAUUGACUGCUCGUUUGGGGAUUCUGAAGGCCUUAAGGAAGCUGGCUCACGAAAACGGUUGAAGUCUGAAUCAUGUACUGGAUCUGGCUCCAAAGCAUGUCGUGAGAAAUUGAGAAGGGAUAGGCUGAACGAGAAGUUCCUGGAGUUGGGUUCUGUCCUGGACCCUGGAAGGCCACCCAAAGCAGACAAGGUUGCUGUUCUUAGUGAUGCUGUUCGAAUGGUGGCUCAGCUACGAACUGAAGCCCAGAACCUGAAGGACUCAAAUGAGGAUUUGCAAAUGAAGAUUAAAGAAUUGAAGGCUGAGAAGAAUGAGCUACGUGAUGAGAAGCAGAGGCUAAAGGAAGAUAAAGAGAAGCUGGAGCAACAAGUCAAAGCCAUGAGCGCACAACCAGGCUUUCUGCCACAUCUCUCUGCAAUGCCGGCUGCAUUAGCUGCUCAAAGGCAAGCUGCUGGCAACAAGCUGAUGCCCUUCAUUGGUUACCCCGGGGUUGCAAUGUGGCAAUUCAUGCCACCUGCUGUGGUUGACACAUCGCAGGAUCACGUGCUGCGCCCUCCAGUUGCUUAAGUUGGAGGAUGGUUUGUUCUCAUUCUUUGUGCCAAAGAAUUGAAUCUGUUUUUCGUCUUUUGUUCCUUUUGUUGUUGUUGUCAACUACAUUGAUGCUGAAUAAUGUUAUGACUGUAUCAGAAUUUACUGGGAUAGGUUUCUGCCUGGAAGCCUUACUAUUCAUCUUAAACAUUGGGAAAAGAA
This is a messenger RNA of Cornus florida, 1006 nucleotides long. RefSeq names its product transcription factor ILR3-like. Gene Ontology annotation, molecular function: protein dimerization activity; DNA-binding transcription factor activity. Gene Ontology annotation, biological process: regulation of DNA-templated transcription; intracellular iron ion homeostasis. NCBI's taxonomy places the organism in Eukaryota, Viridiplantae, Streptophyta, Magnoliopsida, Cornales, Cornaceae. The record is from RefSeq and is a predicted model, not a curated record. The transcript has 5 exons. Bases 83 to 823 code for a protein of 246 amino acids.